AUGGGGCCAAUUGUCAUCAACUCCGAAUCUGAUGAUGAAUAUGCGUAUAAAAAAAGGAAAAUUAAAGUGUAUGAAAUAAAUAGUGAAGAUGAACUUUUGGAAGUGAUUUCUGAUAGUGAGGAGGAGCCUACCACCGAGAUCCAGAAGUCUCCACAUAAUUUACCUGAUGAUGUUCCACGUGAUGAUGUUCCACCUGAUGAUGUUCCACGUGAUGAUGUUCCACCUGAUGAUGUUCCACCUGAUGAUGUUCAUGAGAUGCUGGAUCUUGGUGAAAAUCUCAAUCAGCCACCAAAUAAUUCUGAGAAUAACCUAGAAAUUAGAAAUCAAGUAUUGUCAACUACUGAAGAGCCCAUACCUGUGGCAGACCAACCAAGGAAAAGGAAACGUAAAACAAAUAACAUAUACACAUUACCUGAUGAUACUCCACGAUACAUUGCUAUGUCAUCUUCAGAGGACUCUGAUGUAGACGAAGAGGAAAUGUAUGCGACUGGCUACAUGGAACGCAAUCGUAUUUACCUUUGCAGGAGAACGAGAUGUCAAAUACCCGACUGUUUCUUCCUUGACAUUGAAAAAUCAAAACGGUAUUCAGGAAGGAAUUUCAAGAGAAAUAGGGAUGAACUGGUUCAGAGAAUCUACAGGCUUCUUAACAACUCUGUCUUCGAUCAAAAGCUACCCGAGAAAAUGGAAAUCAUCUGGAACAAAAAACUACAGAAAACAGCUGGCUUAUGUUUUACUAGUGAGGGACUUCAUCCAGAGAGGAAGCCCUGUGCCAAGAUCGAGAUUUCUGUGAAAAUAUGUGACUCUGCAGACCGACUCCGAGACACUCUGAUCCAUGAACUAUGCCAUGCAGCUGCCUGGAUAAUUGGUGGCAGUAAGGUAUCUCAUGGAGCUGUGUGGAAGUAUUUCACUCGCAAGGCCAACUGGAUACACCCGGAGGUGCCCUUGGUGACCCGAUGUCAUAAUUUUGAUAUUAACUAUAAGGUUUAUUAUGAAUGCAAACAGUGCAAAGCCAGGAUUGGCCGCUACACCAGAUCAUUAAACACCAAGUACUUCGUCUGCAGUUUGUGCCAGGGCCCUCUGGUUUUGCUGCCGCUCACUCGGAAAGAUGGAACCCCCAUUCAGCCUCAUGUGAGACCAUUUAGCAAAUACGUGCAAGAGAAUUAUAGGACAGUGUUCCUGGAAACGGGUCUUAAUCAUAGCGAAGUAAUGCGAAAGCUUAGCCGGGAUUACGCUGCCAGCAAACAAAAGAAAAAUUGUUAAGGCUGCCUGAGAGUAUGUUUCUGCCACAUUAAAAUAAUUACUUUCACUCUUUUUUGUUUUACUUAUGUAUGU
Messenger RNA from Octodon degus (degu), 1332 nucleotides. RefSeq names its product germ cell nuclear acidic peptidase (gene Gcna). The record is from RefSeq and is a predicted model, not a curated record. NCBI's taxonomy places the organism in Eukaryota, Metazoa, Chordata, Mammalia, Rodentia, Octodontidae. Bases 1 to 1260 code for a protein of 419 amino acids. Gene Ontology annotation, cellular component: nucleus. The transcript is spliced from 9 exons.